Messenger RNA from Raphanus sativus (radish), 735 nucleotides. RefSeq lists its product as uncharacterized. Gene Ontology annotation, biological process: microtubule-based process. Gene Ontology annotation, molecular function: dynein intermediate chain binding; dynein light intermediate chain binding. The transcript is spliced from 3 exons. Gene Ontology annotation, cellular component: dynein complex. Bases 151 to 519 code for a protein of 122 amino acids. Lineage: Eukaryota; Viridiplantae; Streptophyta; Magnoliopsida; Brassicales; Brassicaceae. The record is from RefSeq and is a predicted model, not a curated record.
UCCCCCAUCACACACACACUCAUCAUCGCCGUGCUUUACAGCUUCCUCGUCUUCUUCUUUAGUCUUUCCCUUUUCUUUUUUUGCUUAUAUCUUCAGCAAAUCUGAUUUCAAGAGAAAUUAAAAAAAAAAUCACCGAAGAUAGAAAAAAGAAUGAGCGAGGGGAGGAUAAAGAAGAGUGUGAACGGAGGAGCACCGGCGCAAACGAAUCCCGAUGAUCGGAGAUCUAGUGUUGAACCUUCUCAAGCAGCGGCGGCGGGGAAGCGAGCUGUAGUAAAGAGUGCUGAUAUGAAAGAGGAUAUGCAGAAGGAGGCUAUCGAAAUCGCUAUCGCCGCAUUUGAGAAUAACAGUGUGGAGAAGGAUAUAGCUGAGAAUAUAAAAAAGGAGUUUGACAAGAAACAUGGUGCUACUUGGCAUUGCAUUGUUGGUCGCAACUUUGGUUCUUACGUAACUCACGAGACAAACCAUUUCGUUUACUUUUACCUCGACCAAAAAGCUGUGCUGCUCUUCAAGUCGGGUUAAAGAAUUCCGAAACCAAGAGAGCUUCCUUCACCUCUUUGGAGUCUGAAGAUGUUAAAUCGCAUUAUUGUCAUCACGUUGUAGUUAGUUCCUUCAUUGUGUUCUACGCGUAUGUAUGUGUUGGCUUUCACCAACAAAACUGGAUUAUAAACACUGUAUGUAAUAUUCGAUUUUAAAACUCUAUUUUCAGAAAACCGGAAUAUCCGGUUUGUGUUUGCU